Carassius gibelio (silver crucian carp) is the source of this 1531-nucleotide messenger RNA. RefSeq names its product sperm associated antigen 17 (gene spag17). The record is from RefSeq and is a predicted model, not a curated record. Gene Ontology annotation, cellular component: axonemal central apparatus. NCBI's taxonomy places the organism in Eukaryota, Metazoa, Chordata, Actinopteri, Cypriniformes, Cyprinidae. Gene Ontology annotation, biological process: epithelial cilium movement involved in extracellular fluid movement; axonemal central apparatus assembly.
AUGGCAUUGGCCACAGGAAACCAGAUUCUCUCCUGCAGUCAGAGCAAACUGAAUAAAACAAGAGGUCAAACUCUCCAACCUCCUGUGGCCAAUGCCAUCUAUAUAGACCAGCAACUACAGGAACUGGUAAUUGGACAGAAAUCAUUUGGCAUAACUCUGCUAACCCCAGGCAUCAACACUCAUUGGCUCUCAUCCAUGCCAGAGGAUGACAUCAUGCCCACACACCUCAAAUCCAGGAAAUGGGAGUCAUUCCCGGCUGCAUCUGAGAAGAAGACUCCAGGACCCCUGGGGACUACCCUUGGUUGUAGUCUUGAGUUGAAGGAAAAACUGCCAAAGUCUAGUUCCAUCCGCAUGCAUCCGGUUUUGGAGUGCCCUGAUGUGCUGCUUGUGCGUCAGAUUACCCAGCAUCCACCUGUUACUGAAGAACUGCGCAGGAACCUGCAAGACAAAGUCAAGACGUAUUUGGAGCAGCUGCUGCAGAGAGAGAAUCAGUGGGAGAAGAUGGAGCUGAAGGACCCUCAUACAGCAGAGGAGAAAGUUCAUCAGAACCAUUUACUGCAGUUUGUACUGUCCCUGCCUGAUGCUGUAGAUCCUCCAGUUGCAAUGGAGAUAAGGCCUCUGUGUCACGGGUGCGUACUGGACAGAGGACUCAGAUGCAGAGUAAAGAAAAAGGAGAAGCUUUAUUCUCGCCACAAAACACAAAAUAACAUAAACAAUAAUGAAAUGCUCUGGCGCACACAGAGAUUUCCGAGCUGGCCGGCACACUGCGGACCACUCGCGCUGCCGGAUCUCCGAAUUACGGAUCCUUUGACACAAGAACAGAAGGUGAAACUGAUACUGAGAAUCAUGCAAAACAUGGGCAAAGACAAAACAAUCUACUCACGACCACAGACAGAAAAGCAGAGACAUAUAAGGGAGUGGGGGAACGAGCGACAGGUGGGGAAGAAUCAGCUCGUGAUCUGCACAACCCCGCCAUGAUCAGCGCUGAUUGCCCAGACCACGAGCUACUGAACAGACAGGACAACACAGACCACAGGGGAAGCUGAGACGGCACCCUGCACCGUGACACUCUGUCAGUUUUUGUUUCCUGUGGCAGCUAAUGUGGCUUCUCUAUACUCAAGCAGCGUGAGCAGUUCUAAAUACCCACAAGCUACAGGAAAAGAGAGAAGAGAAAGUUACCAAGUGUGUCAAUAAAAAUAAGCAAAAGUCACUGUGGAAAAACAGGAUUAAUCAGCACAGGCAAGAACUCCAGGAGCAGAGAAGACACAGAAACGGACUCAGACACCAUAUCGUUACGCCAUACUUUCACCCUGAGCUGAAGGAAAUGCCACUCUUUACACAUGAGGCUAGUACAACCACCUGAAUAUUUCUUGAGAGCUUAAUAGCAACCAGUUUGUCUGCAUUGUUUAUUUAGAUCAAAGAUUCCUAAACAUUUUUAUCAGUCAAACCCUAAAAUAUUUGCUUUAAUAUUUACCUUCAAAAAUGUUACGCAUUUGCAUUUUCAUGAUUCUUGUAUGUUAGUAAAUUGCCA